GCUUCUCUUCAAACAUGCAAACAAAAGAACAUACAAGUCUAUUGGACACAAAAAGAGCAGUCACGUGUUCAGGCGUUUCCCACCCAUAUAAAUUAAACUUAAUUCACCGAUGUUCUUACAAACGCGUGAAGCGUUCCCUGCAGAACAACCAAUUUGUGAUUAUGUACAAGAUAAAUCUGAUAUUCUGGAUUAAUCAUGUCGAAUCUAGGAAAACGCAACGCGUCUUCUGAAUUUGUCGACUUGACAAACUCAGAUUCGGAGAAUGAGGUACCACGUGUUCAGCAGCGCAAACAGCAAAGACUUAAUCCUACUGCUGGUCCCUCCAGAACUUCAGGAGCAUUCGCAGGCUCAAGUUCGAGUCAACCUAUGACUGUUCGUGAUCAAUGGGGUGAGAGCGAUGGGGAUGAGGUCAUUGAUUUGAGUCAAGAAGUUGAAGAGGGUUUCGGAUGGGUGUGUCUUGGUGCUAUUGAUGGGAAGAUUGUCGGGGUUAGAUUUUAUAGUGGCUAUGCCAGCCCUGGCGAGCAGGUCAUGAUUAGGAGGGAACCGAGAAAUCAGUAUGAUUCAAACGCGAUUCGAGUCAACAACGUUCAGGGGACACAAAUUGGACAUUUGCCGAGAGAGUUGGCGGCUAAGCUGGCGGGGUUUUUGGUAGGUGGUUGUUGAUAUCUUGUGCGUAAGUGAGACAAAGGUAGACUAAUCUGAUGGAAUUAGGAUGCAAAAACUAUUGUCAUGGAGGGUAUUCUUGCCGGGGAGAAGAGAGCCUAUGAUUGUCCUAUUCUGCUUAAGAUUUAUGGACCCGCGGAUCCUGUUGUAAGAGCUGAUUGUGGGUUAUUUCAUCUCCUUAGACACUUAAAUAUUCCUGGAGGUUCUUUAAAAAAUGUCUCAUGUCGCUAACUUUUUCUAUCAGUGGAGAGACAGUUAGCUGCCAAGAGGCUACCACUGAAGAAACGAGAUGUUGCGGCACCGAAGCAACCGAAGGCUCCUGUUCCACCCCCUCAAAGAAAGGAAAUUGGUUUCAAAUCUUCUCAAGGAGGCGUAUCUAGUCAACCAGCGCCAGUACCUCAACCAGUCAUUGAUCUAGCACACUUUGUCGCCAAUAGCGAACGAUUCAACCCAAGAGAAGUUGAUAAAAUGGCCGAGGAGUUGGGCUUACCCGAGGAUGCCCUUGCAAAGAUGCCUAUGGUAGAGCAGCCGGAGGCUCUUAAAUGUACUUUGCUUCCGUAUCAACGUCAAGGCUUAGCAUGGAUGCUUGAAAAGGAAAAUCCAGUCUUACCAGAUGCCAAAUCCGAUCAAGUGGUGCAGCUUUGGAAAGCCUCCAAACAACACAAAGGCACCUACCAAAAUAUUGCAACCAAUUACUGUGAUAAAGCUCCGAAGUUGGCUUUGGGUGGUAUACUUGCGGAUGAUAUGGGUCUUGGAAAGACUGUGCAGGUUAUUUCCCUCAUUCUUGCAGGUGGAUCAGGUACAACUUUAAUCGUUGCGCCGGUUAGUGUUAUGUCGAAUUGGGCACAACAAAUGGAGAGACAUAUCAAGGAAGAUAAAGCUUUGAAAGUCUUAACUUACCAUGGCAGCCAAGGCAAGGUCAAGGGAAUGACCGCUAAUGAAUUCAAACAGUACGAUGUUGUUAUCACUACAUAUGGCACACUCAGCUCAGAAUUGUUCCCUCGUGGCUCAAAGACCCCAGGGAAAGUUCCAACUUCUUCUGGAUUAUAUUCGAUGAGCUGGCGCAGAAUUGUUCUCGAUGAAGGUCACAUCAUUCGUAAUCCAAAGACAAAGAGUGCCAUUGCAGCAACGUGUAUCAUCGCAACUUCCCGAUGGGUUUUAACAGGGACACCAAUUGUUAAUACUAUUAAGGACUUUUAUGCCAUGCUAAAAUUCUUAGGUGUCAGUGGUGGUCUCCAAGAACUUGACAUCUUCAACUCUGUGUUUACUCGCCCAUUGUAAGUAUUCACUCAAUCCCUCUAAGCACUCGAAAUAGGAGCAUCACAUUGCUACUAAUGCUAAUAUACGUUUAGGGCAAUGGGAAGCCGUGAUGCGGAAGUUCUCUUGCAGACAACGAUGAGAUCUAUGUGCUUGCGACGUAAGAAGGAUAUGAAAUUUGUCGAUCUGAAAUUACCUGAUUUGUCAGAGUUCGUUCACAAGGUCAAGUUUAGAGAUGAUGAACUAAAAGUCUAUGAAGCUUUGGUGUAAGUAAUAACAACAUUUUUCCGAUGCCACUGGCUGACAGCAAAAUAGUAAACAAGCUCAAGGUAUGGCUCAACAAUAUCAAAAGGAAUCAGAAUCUCGCAAGAAGAACACCAUUUCAUACACUCACAUUCUUGAGAUCCUCCUUCGCAUGCGUCAAGUAUGCAAUCAUCGGAAACUUUGCGAGAACAGAGUUACCAACCUCAUGGAAGCUAUUGAGAAAGAUGAUAUCGUUGUUCUUAACGAGGAGAAUAGACUUGCCCUACAGAUGCUCCUCCAACUUAACAUCGACAACCAUGAAGAAUGUGCUAUCUGUCUCGAGGAACUCCACAACCCCGUCAUCACGGCCUGCAAGCACGUUUUCGGAAAAGAAUGUAUUGAGCGCACCAUCGAAUUGCAACAAAAAUGUCCCAUGUGUCGGGCCGACCUGGCAAACAACGAAUGCCUCGUUCGCCCCGCCGUCGAAAAGGCAGAAGAUGAGGAAAUCAACACGGAUGAACAAUCUUCAAAGACGGAAGCUCUCAUGCAAAUCAUCAAAGUCACGCACAAUGAUCCGCUCUCAAAGGUCGUCAUUUUCUCCCAAUGGACCUCUUUCCUCAACGUCAUUCAAAAACAACUCGAGCAAUCCGGAAUCAAAUUCGCUCGUAUCGACGGAUCCAUGACCGCCCCACAACGUGACAAAGGCAUGCAAUCCCUCGAAUCCGAUCCCGAAUGUCGUAUCCUCCUCGCCAGUUUGGCAGUUUGUUCCGUAGGUCUUAACCUAGUGUCGGCUGAUACGGUUAUCCUUGCGGAUUCUUGGUGGGCUCCCGCAAUCGAAGAUCAAGCUGUAGAUCGUGUGUAUCGUCUGGGACAGAAGCGUGACUGUAAGGUUUGGAGAUUGGUGAUGGAGGGAAGUAUUGAGGAAAGAGUUUUGGAGAUUCAGGGGGAGAAGAGAAAAUUGGUUGGGAAGGCGUUUCAGGAGAAGGCGAGGGAGGGUAGAGGGAAGGGGAAGGAGACGAGGAUAGGUGAUGUUUUGAGAUUGUUGCGUUGAGCGUUGUUUAGGUUGCGUGGGUAGGGUUUGGUUGGGCUGAGUUUGUAUAAUAAUGGGUGUUGGAUGGGCUGGUAGAGUGAGUGAAAAGGGCGUUUGGAUAUACGUAGAUGGAUAAAUCUGGAUGUCGUGAUGGGUGGGUGCAUGGAUGGAUGAGAUUUUAAUAGAUUGAUGAGAUGAUUUUCAUUUCCCAGCCAAAAGGGCUAAGUAAAUCAUAGAUAGGCCCGUAGGAUUUGUACAGAAAAGCAUAUUGCGUAGGUAGAUAGAUAGAUUAAAAAUUUGU
This is a messenger RNA of Sclerotinia trifoliorum, 3494 nucleotides long. Lineage: Eukaryota; Fungi; Ascomycota; Leotiomycetes; Helotiales; Sclerotiniaceae. The record is from the annotation of a GenBank genome assembly.